UACAGUUCCUUUUCUCCCAAAAAGUUUUUCUUCCAUGGUGGUGGUUUGAAAGCAGUAACAAAGUGGAAAGUUGCAAGAGAGAAAUCGAGAACAGCGAGAGGAUUAAGACAUAACGGUCGCUUUUUUUUGCGGGAGAAGCGAUUACAACGGGUUUCCGCAUGAUUUUAUUUAUAAAUUCUCAAUCACGGUAGCUGGCGAGUUACCGCAAACUUUUAAAGGCUGCAAGGAUUUAAGGGAUCAAGACAGUGAAGUUAUUCAAAGUCGCAUUAACAAAAGAACACAAUGUCGCUACUUGUAAACUUGUUAUUAUUGACUUUGUGGGCAGCGUGCGGUCAUGGAGCUAUGGAUGAAUGUACAGACGAAUCCAAUCGGCCUCAGCGCUGCAUGCCUGAGUUUGUUAACGCCGCCUUUAAUGUAACCGUGGUGUCCACUAACACUUGUGGUUCACCGCCCGAAGAAUACUGUGUACAGACCGGGGUUACAGGGGUCACAAAAUCAUGCCACAUUUGCGACGCCGGGGACCCCAGACAGCAUCACGGCGCAGCAUAUCUCACCGAUUACAACAACCAAGCGGAUACCACCUGGUGGCAAAGUCAGACCAUGUUAGCUGGCAUCCAGUACCCGCACGCCAUCAAUCUGACUCUUCACCUGGGCAAGGCCUUUGACAUCACCUAUGUGCGACUGAAGUUCCACACCAGCCGUCCUGAGAGUUUUGUCAUCUAUAAGCGCACUAGUGAGGAUGGGCCCUGGAUUCCCUACCAGUACUACAGUGGCUCCUGCGAAAAGACCUACAACAAGAUGAAUCGUGGCUUCAUCCGCACAGGAGAGGACGAGCAGCAGGCACUGUGCACGGACGAGUUCAGCGACAUCUCGCCCCUCACCGGAGGGAACGUGGCCUUUUCUACACUCGAGGGUCGACCCAGUGCAUAUAAUUUCGAUAACAGUCCUGUACUACAGGAUUGGGUGACUGCCACAGAUAUUAAAGUGACCCUGAACAGAUUAAACACAUUCGGAGAUGAAGUUUUCAAUGAUCCCAAAGUUCUCAAGUCCUACUACUACGCUAUCUCAGACUUUGCAGUGGGAGGAAGGUGCAAGUGUAAUGGCCAUGCCAGUGAAUGCAUGAAGAAUGAGUACAGCAAACUAGUGUGUAACUGCAAACACGAAACAGAGGGAGCAGACUGCAGUGUUUGCAAGCCCUUCUACAAUGACCGUCCCUGGAGGAGAGCCACGGCUGACAACCCCAAUGAAUGCCUGCCCUGUAAUUGUAACGGCAAGAGCGCCGAGUGUUACUUCGACCCCGAGCUGUAUCGCGCCACUGGUCAUGGAGGUCACUGCCACAACUGUGCCGACAACACAGAUGGGCCGAACUGUGAGCGAUGCCUGGACAACUACUACAGAGACACUUCUGGCCAGCGCUGUCUCCAUUGCAGCUGCAACCCAGUGGGUUCUCUCAGUACCCAGUGUGACAGCACUGGCCGAUGUAGCUGUAAACCAGGAGUGAUGGGUGAUAAAUGCGACAGAUGCCAGUCAGGACACCACACACUGACUGAGGCAGGCUGCAGGCCAUGCUCUUGUAACACUGCCGGAAGCAUACAGGAGUGUGAUGUACAGACAGGACGCUGUCAGUGCAAGGACAAUGUAGAUGGCUUCAACUGUGACAGGUGUAAACUGGGCUACUUUAAUCUGGACCCUCAGAAUCCUCAGGGAUGUACACCAUGCUUCUGUUUCCAGCAUUCCACUGUGUGUGACAGUGCCGAUGGCUACAGCAUACACCCCAUCACCUCCACCUUUGACAGAGACGAUGAAGGCUGGAAGGGGCAGCAGAGAGAAGGCUCCAGCUUGCCUGUGCAGUGGUCUCCAAGCUUUCGAGAGGUCUCGCUCAUCUCAGAAGACUACUUCCCCAUCUACUUUAUGGCUCCAGAGAAAUUUCUAGGUAAUCAGUUGCUGAGCUAUGGGCAGAACCUCACACUGAACUUCAGGAUUCAGAGACAUGAUGCCCGACUGUCAGCAGAGGAUGUUGUGCUGGAGGGGGCAGGGCUCCGGGUUGCUGUGCCACUUAUUGCCCAAGGAAAUUCCUAUCCAGGAGAAGACAUGCAAACCUUUGUGUUUAGGCUCCAUGACACCCCUGACUACCCUUGGAGACCCAACCUGAGUCAUGCCAACUUCCAGAAACUUCUGCAAAAUCUGACUUCCAUCAUGAUUCGUGGAACCUACAGUGAGAGAAAUGCUGGUUAUUUGGACAACGUGUCCCUCAUGACUGCCCGUCGUGGUCCUGGAACUCCAGCACGUUGGGUGGAGAAGUGCGUGUGCCCUCAGGGCUAUGUGGGGCAGCACUGUGAGAAGUGUGAUCUGGGAUACAGGAGGAGUCAACCUGAGCUGGGCCAGUUUAGCACCUGCGAACCCUGCAACUGCAACGGACACAGUGACACUUGUGACCCUGUGACAGGAAUGUGUAACUGCCAGCACAACACUGUUGGCAUGAGCUGUGAGAGGUGUAAGGACAGCUUCUAUGGUGAUUCAACGGUGGGCUCUCCUACAGACUGCAAAUCCUGUCCCUGCCCUGCAGGUGCCACAUGCGCUGUGGUGCCCAAGACUGAAGAGGUGGUCUGUACUAACUGCCCAACUGGCACCACAGGUAAGCGAUGUGAACUAUGUGAUGAUGGAUUUUUCGGUGACCCGCUGGGUGAGAAAGGUCCCGUGAGAAUGUGCCAUGCAUGCAGUUGCAAUAACAACAUCGACCCAAAUGCUGUGGGCAACUGUGACCGAGAGUCAGGCCAGUGCCUCAAGUGCAUUUACAACACCGCUGGCAGCUUCUGCGACCGUUGCAAAGAGGGCUUCUAUGGUGACGCACGUGCUGUAAAUGUAGCCGACAAGUGCAAACCAUGCUCGUGCUCACCAUACGGUACAAUAGACCAGCAGACCACCUGCUUGCAGGUAACAGGCCAGUGUCAGUGCUUUCCCAACGUCAUUAACAGAGACUGCAGUGCAUGCGAGCCCGGCUUCUACAACCUACAAAGCGGCAAGGGCUGUGAAAGAUGCAACUGCAACCCUAUUGGCUCUACAAACGGCCAGUGUGACAUUGUCAGCGGUCAAUGCGAAUGUCAGCCUGGGGUCACAGGUCAACACUGUGAGCACUGUGAGGUCAACUUCUUUGGCUUCGGUUCCUCGGGGUGCAAACCUUGUGACUGUGACCCAGAAGGCUCCCAGUCCACACAGUGCAGGGAGGACGGGCGUUGUCAGUGUCGUCCAGGCUUUGUGGGAUCUCGCUGUGACAUGUGUGAGGAGAAUUACUUCUAUAACCGCUCUACACCAGGCUGCCAGCAGUGCCCUAACUGUUACAGUCUGGUCAGGGACAAGGUGAACCAGCAGAGACGGAAGCUUCUCGACCUGCAGACUUUGAUUGAUAAUCUGGACAACAGUCAGGAUACAGUGAGUGACCAGGCCUUUGAGGACAGAGUUAAGGAAGCAGAAAAAACAAUUAUGGACUUACUGGAAGAGGCUCAGGCUAGCAAAGAAGUGGAUAAAGACCUUUUGGAUCGUCUAAACAACAUCAACAAGACCCUGAACACCCAGUGGAACAGACUGCAGAACAUCAGAAACACCGUAGACAACACAAGCACUCAGGCAGAUAGAGCUCGUAACCGAGUCCGUGAUGCUGAGGACCUGAUCAACACUGCUAGAGAGGAGCUGGACAAAGCCAAGGAGGCUAUCAGUAAAGUGGACAUUAAAAUACACACACCUUCUGGAGAUCCAAACAAUAUGACACUUCUGGCAGAGGAAGCCCGUAAACUGGCAGAAAAACAUAAAACGGAUGCAGAUCAGAUUGAGAAGAUCGCAAAGGACGCAAAUGACACCUCUACCAAAGCUUAUAAUAUGCUGAAGAAGGCGCUGGAUGGCGAGAACAAGACAAGCAGUGAUAUUGAUGAACUCAACAGGAAGUACAAUGAGUCAAAAGACUUGGCCAAGAGCCUAGAGAAACAGGCUGACAAGGUGCAUGCCGAAGCAGAGGAGGCUGGGAACAAAGCUCUGAAGAUCUAUGCUAACCUGACCAGCUUGCCCCCACUUGAUACCAAAUCAUUAGAGGAUGAGGCUAAUAAGAUUAAGAAGGAGGCAUCAGACCUGGACAAACUGAUAGAUAAGACCGAGAAGGAGUACAAUGACCUGAGGGAGGAUCUGAGGGGCAAAGAGACAGAAGUCCGAAAACUACUAGAGAAAGGAAAGACCGAACAACAGACAGCUGAUCAGUUGUUGGCGCGGGCAGAUGCAGCUAAGGCUUUGGCUGAGGAAGCAGCAAAAAAAGGCCGAUCUACUUUCCAAGAAGCCCAGAACAUACUAAACAACCUUAGAGACUUCGACAAGAGAGUCAAUGACAACAAAACUGCUGCCGAGGAGGCCAUGAAGCGAAUCCCAGAAAUCAAUGCGACCAUCAAUGAAGCCAAUGAGAAGACCCGACAGGCUGAAGCGGUGCUAGGAAAUGCAGCAGCAGAUGCUAAAGAGGCCAAGACCAAGGCAGAGGAAGCUGAUAAAAUCGCUAAUGAUGUGCAGAAGGGCUCAGCCAAGACAAAAGCAGAUGCAGAAAAAGCCUUUGAGGACACCAUGAAACUGGAUGGAGAAGUAAACAACAUGAUGGACCAGCUGACUGCUGCUGAGAAAGAGCUAGAAAAGAAGAAAGCUGAGGCAGAUGCAGACAUGAUGAUGGCAAGCAUGGCAACAGACAAUGCUAAAGAAGCAGAGGGCAAUGCUCGGAAAGCCAAAAAUGCUGUCAAGACAGUGCUGAGCACAAUCAAUGACUUAUUAAGUCAACUCGGUAACAUCGAUAAGGUGGACCUGAGCAAGCUGAAUCAGAUCGACAACGCUCUAAAAGAGGCCAAGGAGAAGAUGGCUGGAAGUGAGCUCGAUCGGAAGCUUAAGGAGCUGAAUGACAUAGCCAAGAGCCAGGAGGAUAUGAUCACUGACUACGAUCGGCAGAUCAGAGAGAUUAGAGCAGACAUCGCUAAUCUCAAUGACAUCAAGAACACUCUGCCAGAGGGCUGCUUCAACACUCCAUCUCUAGAGCGGCCUUAACCUCCAUGCUUCACUGCUGCAUCUGCCUUACAAUCCCUUCCCCUUGUCCAUGCCAUGGGCAUCUACCAUGUCUGAGAUAUGGGCAAGAAGCCACUCUCAACCAAAACAGGCUUUGUUUUGUUGCAUAUCUUUUUACUGUGUUUUUCUUUUCUUUUAUAAGGUUUGUUCAUUUGUAUUCCUACAAGAAAAGCCACAUUUUCUUUAAAUCCAAGUUUUACAAACUGAAGACAAAAGCAGCUUUUAAUUUUUGAUGUGCAGAAACGUGAAGAACUCCAAGUAAUGGCACUCAUCACCUCUGUGUGUGUGCGUGUGUGUGUGUGUGUGUGUGCGCGUGUGUGCGCACGCGUGCGUGUGUGUUUGCGUGUGUGCUUGCGUGCGUGCUACAGCAAGUGCAAGUGGUGAUAUGAACCUCUUGAGUUGAACGUAAACCCACAUGACUGCACCACCUCAAACCUUUCUGGUCUAUACAGCAGAAUUAAGGGAGGGCCAUCAUGUGCUUGUUUUUAAGUCAGGAUUGUAUGAACUAAACAGAAGCCAACCAUAUGCCGAGAGUUUGUUUGGGGAAGUUUGCUUCUUAAGCUAGUAUAUAUCUGUAACACUUUGGUCGCCUAUUACUACACGUUCAAAGCUAACAGUGAAGGAAUCUUAAUAUGUUCAUAAUGCACAUAUACUUUUCUCAAUGCCCCAUGGUAGACCUGGUACUGACCUUGUCAUACACAUACAGUAUUCUACUUUAGCUUAUGCGUAUUUAAAUUGAGUACUAAAAGUUGAGAUAAAGUGGACAAAAUGUCCCUGCAUGACUUGGUUGAUUUCACAUAGGCUCAUACAUUUCAAUGCCCCAUCAUGGUUGUGAUACAUUUCAUGUUGCUAUGUGUUUAAACACUACAAUUUUAUGUUAUAUGUGUUUUUAUUUUUUAAAGGCUGCUGCUUACUACAGGUGUACUGCAAAGAAAUCACAUUAACAGCUAAAUUCAACACUAUGCAACUUUGUACAUUUGCGUAGCAAGACUGAUACACUGGUGCUAAUAAUUAUUUCAAAUGUUCUAUUUUUGUUGGAUGUUGUUGUUUUCUUCUUUUUUUUAAAUUAGAGUUGAGGAACUUUUAUGUGUAAAUAUGCUUAAAUGAUUCAGGAAUGGCUGAUUUUAAACCAAGACUCAACAGCCACCUCAUCAGUUCAUUUACGAGGGGAAAUAAAAAGAUCAGCUAAAACUUCCACAUAAUAUAUAAACUGGCAGCCAAAAGUUUGGAAUAAUGUACAGAUUUUGCUCUUAUGGAGUAGGAAAUUAGA
This is a messenger RNA of Xyrauchen texanus (razorback sucker), 6352 nucleotides long. It is a transcript of the gene lamc1, whose product is annotated as laminin, gamma 1. NCBI's taxonomy places the organism in Eukaryota, Metazoa, Chordata, Actinopteri, Cypriniformes, Catostomidae. Bases 283 to 5064 code for a protein of 1593 amino acids. Gene Ontology annotation, molecular function: extracellular matrix structural constituent. The record is from RefSeq and is a predicted model, not a curated record. The transcript has 28 exons.